Messenger RNA from Leishmania braziliensis MHOM/BR/75/M2904, 1071 nucleotides. RefSeq lists its product as hypothetical. Lineage: Eukaryota; Euglenozoa; Kinetoplastea; Trypanosomatida; Trypanosomatidae. The record is from RefSeq and is a predicted model, not a curated record. The transcript has a single exon. Bases 1 to 1071 code for a protein of 356 amino acids.
AUGGGGAAGAAAGCCUCGCUACAGCAGUUUCCUGUGAUGCCGCCGCGGCUGGCGCACCCAGACGCGCUGGCGGUGGUCGACUUCGCUGUCAACGGGGUGGUCGUGUGUCUGCACCUCGCGUCGCGGUGCCUGCCGUGCGCGUACACGGUCGCGUUACCGGUGGAGGCGGUGUGUGCCAACACGCGGCGCUAUAACGGCUUCACGGAGCUGCGUUUCUGCGUGGAUGUGCGGCAGCGCAGCGCGCGCUGUCGUGGCCUGUUCCUGGCGCUGCGCCUCCCAUGGGGGACAGUGCACUACCUUGGCCCACUGACGCACAACGCCCCCGUGUCGUCGGGGCGCUUUGUGCGCGAGGUACCGUCGGCGGUGACGCUCGUAGUGGACGUGGACUGGUGCGCGCCGGUAGAGGUGGGUGCGCCGCUGCCGUGCGAGAUGCUACUGAAGGAGCAUGUGCGGACGGUCAUCGAGAACGACGAGUUCUGCGGUUCCAUCGCUGCGGCGCACGUGCAGAAUCUCGUGCGUGACUUGCCCUUCUACGACGCGGCGAUGCAGCGCUUCCGCAACUGGUCGGAAUACGUCACUUUCUUUGCGGAGUGCUACCGUUGCUGGAAGGUUGUUCAGUAUGAGCCGGAGGAGCACGCGGCGCGGGGGCUGAGCAGCCGCACGCCGGCGGGGGAGCAGCGCAUGGUUGCCAAUUGUUACGCUGGCGACUACGCCCGAGCGGACGCGCACCGCGACCGUGUGAAGCGGCGGGCGCUGCAGGAGUUCCGCGACUGCUUGGCGGCGCGGGGUGUAGAACUGAGCUGGUCGCCGGGAAAGGACGGCAAGGUGGAGCCAUCCUUCAACCUCUCACGCAAGCUGCUGCUCAGGCUGGGGUGUGAGAGAAGCUUUCGUACACUGAACAGCGUCAACUACCUGCACGUGCUGGAGGAGCUGCGAGCGUCGCACAUGGUACUGUUCUCCGAACUCCAUCCCGUGCAGGUGGACGAAGCCGUGUCGACGGACACGUCGCUGGAUCUGCUACUGCGACGAACACCCGCCGCCAAGCAGCCCCUCUCUCCGAUGCAGGCUUGA